AGAUUCAUCAAUGUGGAAGACGUCGUUAUUCGUAAUUGGCUCAUUUGCUUUCAUGCGGUUAUUCGUGCCCAGUUUGUGGUGCACCUUAGCUGAUGCAGCUGAAGUUGGUGGUCGAUUCCAAUUUUACUUAAUAUAAAUGAUGCCUUCGUUGAAAUGGUGCUGCUUAUUCCAUGAACAAACGCCACCCUGUCAACAUUGGAUCUACAUUGUGCACUGCUUAUCGGCAUCGAUCGCAUUGUUUGACCGCAGAAAGUAAACCAGACGGAAGCAUAGCGUGCUUUUGGGUCGCUUCGAUGAGCAUAGCCAGUGGUUUCUGGGAAGUGUAGGUGUGAAAAUAACAAUUUUGCAGUGCAGCUGAACAGCACUUGGUGUUAAAGCAAGGUGGAAGAAAUGAUAUGUCAAUUGGCUUUUCUCGCGAUUGGUGCUUUCGUAACUCGUGCUGAACCUGUUCCAGAGCCUGAUCCGGCACGAGUGCUAGGAAAAUAUGUGUUUUCUUAUGAACCGUCAGGAAAAAAUUACAAUGUUCGUAAACCAUUGGACUUGAGUUAUUUAGGUGAUAACGAUGAUUAUGAUACAGAUGCCUCCACAAUUCACGACAGCUAUGGACAUUCAUCAUCAAGUUCUUCGACCAGCCCUGGCUUCAUGACAUCAUUUACUUCUUCUGUGAAACAUAGACCCCCUCCGGCUAAUGUUGACAGUGAUAGUGAAGAAGAUGCCGAUGACCGGGGAAGUUAUAGUCAUGGCUAUGAAAAUGGUAACUCAGGCUAUUAUAAAAAGAAGUCGAUCAUACCGAUCUUGCAAUCGUACAGUAUCAUACACUCGGCAAAAGAACCAACGUCUUCUAUUAUCAAAAAUACUCACCAUAGCGAUGAUGAAGAUGAUGACGAUGACAAUUAUGGUGAUCGAUACAGGGCGCCAAAAAUAAUUCACACCAAAGCAAAGACGAUCCCCAUAAGCCAGCACAUUGAAGUGGAAAAACCCGUGCCGAUACCAUAUGUUACGAAAAUUCAUGUGCCAAUUCCCAAAGGAGUCAAGGUUCAUAUUCCGCAUCCGGUAUUAGUACCGGUCCCUCAGCCAUAUCCUGUUCACGUCCCUGUAUCGCAACCAGUGGCGGUUCCAGUAAUAAAGGAGAUUACUAUUCCGAUUGAGAAGAUUGUGCCUUAUCCGGUGGAGAAAAAAGUCCCAGUGCCCAUCGAGAAGCCAGUACCGUACCCUGUGGAGAAACACGUCCCAGUGCACAUUCCACAGCCAUACCCAGUGAAGGUUCCAGUGAUUAAAACCAUCGUCCAUAAACUGAAGGCGCCACGAACAGUUGGCGUGGGGAGUGUCACAAUUUAAAGCGAUGAAAAUGUUCUUUUUUAUAAAUUGAUUUGUGUUAUGGAGCUUACGAGUUCAAAACCCGAUGCAAACAAGUAAUUGAAUUUAUGCUAUUACAAGUAAUGUGUGUGUGUGUGUUCCGCAUGAAUGUAAAUUGUACCGCCAAACGUAAAUUAUACCGCCUGCGUGUUGUUAGCAUUAGACGGAUCAUAAAGUAACAAUUGCAGUUAAAUGAAUGAGACUGAAUGGAGAUGUUAUUCAGUGAUUGAGGAGCAAUUGCGAAAUCUAUUAAAUCCUCUGGGUAAGGAUUUUAAACUUAACUCCAGAAGAAAUAUGUUUAAGCCAUAUUGAACUAUCUUAAGCAGAGACUGUACCAUGGAAUACAAAAUCUAACACCACCAGCCCAAUGUGAGCACCGUAAAGGUAAAGGAACCACCGCUGAAGCUUAUGCCAACUGUAACGAUACGAUCAGCCAUAACCCGUUUGACUUAAUAAUUUAUUGCUUUUCAAUUAUGAUCGCAAGCAGCCGACAAACAACAAAGGGUACGGUAGGAUGAAAUAAACGCAACAUGAACAUAAGCUUAGCAUUUGGUAGUCUGCUAUAGCGUUCGGUUUUCCUUCCUCGUGCCAAGUUGAUGCAACAGUAGGGCUGGUCGGCGGUAUGCACGCAAAAAUAUGAACAGCUUGUUUCACUUCUUUGACUGCGUGCUUUUGACUGAUACGUAUAAGUUGCUUUUUUUCUAUAUGUCUGUACAGUAGCAAAAAAAAAACAAUCCAUGUGCACUGGUUAGUAAAUGCUCUACAGACCUAUUUAUAAAUUGUGUUAGUGUUACCAGUUAUCUACUUAUAGCGUAACAAAAGAAUAUGUUGUUAGGUUUGUAUUGUACACAGACGUUUUUAAUAAAAAAUAUAGUUGAAAGAAACUUA
Molecule: messenger RNA, 2244 nt
Organism: Aedes aegypti (yellow fever mosquito)
Lineage: Eukaryota; Metazoa; Arthropoda; Insecta; Diptera; Culicidae
Exons: 4
Coding region: 391-1338 (315 amino acids)
Source: RefSeq, a predicted model, not a curated record